This is a messenger RNA of Aphis gossypii (cotton aphid), 2480 nucleotides long. RefSeq names its product adenosine 3'-phospho 5'-phosphosulfate transporter 2 (gene Papst2). Gene Ontology annotation, molecular function: 3'-phosphoadenosine 5'-phosphosulfate transmembrane transporter activity. NCBI's taxonomy places the organism in Eukaryota, Metazoa, Arthropoda, Insecta, Hemiptera, Aphididae. The transcript is spliced from 7 exons. The coding region runs from base 319 to 1398 and encodes 359 amino acids. Gene Ontology annotation, biological process: transmembrane transport. Gene Ontology annotation, cellular component: endoplasmic reticulum membrane; Golgi membrane. The record is from RefSeq and is a predicted model, not a curated record.
AACGAAUUUCGCCGGACCUAGACGCGCUAUGCCACUGUGGCAGAUAACUAUUAACUAAUAUUAAUUAAUAAUUAUUAACUAAUUUAAACUAACUUUAUGGCAGAUAUUCGUUAAUAAUUAUUAAUAAAUGAAUUAAAAUUAAAUUAUACAUAUUAUAUUUAUAUAUAAUUGUAAAUACAAAUGUCAUUUAAAAUAUUUGUAUAAGAAAUUAAACGGUUUGUUUUCAUUUAAUAUAAUGUCUGAUUUAGUACUUAUUAUUAGAGAUACUGCUUAAUGCCUACCUAUCAACUAUAUAAAAGACCAACUUAGUAUAGUUGAAUGGAAGCCAAAAUUAACAUUAAUGAUUCUGGAAAUACAGAAUUAUUACCUAGUAAAAAGGAAGAAUCAUCAAGAAAACUCCUAUGGGUUGAUAUAAGUCAUUUUUCAGAACUGUGGCAGUUUUUAAUAUGUUCAUUAGUUGUAUUCAUUUUUUUUAUACCUUAUGGAUACUUACAAGAAGCAAUAUUUGCAAUCAAAGGUUUUAAGCCAUUUGGAUGGUAUCUAACUUUGGUACAAUUUUUUAAUUAUUCAAUUUUUGGAUUAAUAGAAAGUCAAUUCAAUAAUACUCAACGAAGGAUACCAUUAGUCUUGUAUCUUUUAUUAGGACUGAUAUUAUUAGGUUCAAUGGGGUUUUCAAAUGCUUCACUUGGUUACUUAAAUUAUCCGACACAAGUUAUAUUUAAAUGUUGCAAACUAAUACCAGUCAUGAUUGGUGGAAUAUUAGUACAACAAAAAGUGUAUAAAGCUAUUGAUAUAGUAGCAGCAUCAUGUAUGUGUGCAGGAUUAAUAUUGUUUACCUUAGCUGAUAAUAAAGUGUCUCCAGAUUUCAAUCUUAUAGGUAUAAUUUUGAUAAGUUCUGCACUAUUUUGUGAUGCACUCAUAGGAAAUUUUCAAGAAAAAAUGAUGAAAAAACAUAGUGCAUCCAAUGCAGAAAUUGUUCUAUAUUCCUACUUUGUAGGAUUUGUAUAUUUGUUAUUUAUAUUGUUAAUUAGUGGACAACUAAGAGAUGGAACAGAAUUCUGCAUUCAGAAUCCAGUGACUUAUGUAUACAUAUUUUUGUUUUCACUCUCUGGAUUUUUUGGAGUUCAAGCUGUACUUGCUUUGAUUAGAACUUGUGGUGCUUUAGUUGCUGUAACUGUAACUACAUGUCGGAAAGCUGUUACAAUUGUGAUAUCAUUUUUAUUGUUUUCAAAGCCCUUUACAUUUCAAUAUGUUUGGGCUGGAUUACUAAUUGUGUUAGGAAUUUAUUUAAAUGUUUUGGGAAAAACAAAUCAGUUUGACUCAAAAAUGAUUUUUAUGAAUUCGAAUAAAGUAUUUGGAAAUUUAAGAAAACGAAGAAAAUCACCGAUGAUAGUUUGAUUUCUAGAAUAAUAAUUUACUUAAAAUAACUACUUAAAUUUAAUAAAAACAACCAUGCAUUUCUUUGUAUUGUAUAAAUUUAACAAGUAUCGAUUUAGUAGAAUUUUUAGUAUAAAAAAGUUUUUAUUUAUUAUCAGAACUUUAUAAAUUUUUUAACUACCUACUUAAUAAAAUUGAUUAUAAAUCAAAUAUAAGUUUUUGUAUAUUAUUGAUGCAUAGUGACUAAUAUAAGCAAUCUAAUUUUCAAUAGGGACAACCCAUCAAAUCAAAUAUUAUAAAACAAGCUUAUCAUGCAAACAAAUUCAUAGAAAUAAAAAAUAAAAAAUCAAUAAAAUUGGAAAAUAAUUAAAAGCUAAAAAUAUUUCUAAAUUUGUUGUGUCUAUACCCCUGACUAUAGUCGGUAAAAUAAGGACAGGGGUGGAGUGGCCCACGGGCAACCAGGAAAUUUCCCGGUGGCCUGGAUUGCUUAUACAAAAUGUGGCUCAUUUAUUUCUAUUCAAUAAUUUUGUGAUGCAUUUAAUUUUUGGUUAUAAAUGUGUAAUUUUUGAGUUAAAAUUAGAAGAAUAAUAAAAAAAAAUAAUAAAUGAUAAGUUCAACUAAUAGGGUUAUUAAUAACUUAUUAUCAUUCCAUAUUAGGUAGGUAUUAUUGAAUAUUAUAAUUCUGUAAAUAAUUUUUUUUUUUUUAAAUGUUUGGUUUUCAUAUUUUGAUUUAUUAGUACUUAUGUAAUUUUGAACUAUAUUAUAGUCUGUAUAGUUUCACAAUUUUAAAUUUUCUUUUUUUAUAUAUAAUAAUAAAAAAUUACAGUAUUUUCUACCCUUAAAUAUCUAAAAAAUAGAUUGAAAAAUUCAAUGGCAAACGAUAAUCUAGAAGCAUUUAUGUUGAUGUCUGUAGAAAAAUCAAUCCUUAUAGAACUAGAUAAUGAUAUUAUAAUUAUUGAACUGGGUUCUAAAAGUAAUCUUUUAAGUAAAUUAUUAUUGUAAUAACAUUAACAAUUAUUAUUUGUUAAAUAUAUUGCAUGUUAUUGCUUCUUAAUAAGUAUAAGUUUUGAUACUAAAUAAGAGGACAUGCUAAACAUUGUUAA